AUGACUUGUCGGGAUGACGGUUGUAUCUGGCAGGUUACAUGUGGCGUGGAAUGUGUGAGUGUACGCGUUGCGCGAGUGUGCGCGAGUGUGCCAGGUGGGCUCCCAUUAGCAGCGAGCCUCGCGGCCGCUCUUCAUCUUUAUGAUAAUUAUUUUCUGUUUGUUUUCGUCGAAGAAUCGGCCCGCCUAGCCGACCGACGCUUCUCAGAACCAUCUUCCAUUGUGACAGACUCACCGUCUCGGUGGAAUACGUUCGUGCCCCUUGCCCCUCCCCGCGGCCUCGAUGCUGGAUCACAUCAAUCCACAACAGCCAUUAAGUAUAAUAUUAAAUACAAAACCAAAGUUGAAUGGAGCGUGGCGAUGAAAAGGUUCAUUUCUGAUUUUUGA
Pieris macdunnoughi is the source of this 384-nucleotide messenger RNA. Lineage: Eukaryota; Metazoa; Arthropoda; Insecta; Lepidoptera; Pieridae. The record is from the annotation of a GenBank genome assembly.